Messenger RNA from Mesitornis unicolor (brown roatelo), 627 nucleotides. RefSeq names its product histidine triad nucleotide binding protein 1 (gene HINT1). Lineage: Eukaryota; Metazoa; Chordata; Aves; Mesitornithiformes; Mesitornithidae. The transcript has 3 exons. Gene Ontology annotation, cellular component: cytoplasm; nucleus. Gene Ontology annotation, biological process: purine ribonucleotide catabolic process. The record is from RefSeq and is a predicted model, not a curated record. Gene Ontology annotation, molecular function: hydrolase activity. Bases 57 to 437 code for a protein of 126 amino acids.
GGGCGUGGCCGCGGGAGUAAGCGCGGUGAGAGGGGUGUCACGGACUGACGGCCGCCAUGGCUGACGAGAUCAGCAUGGCUCAAGCCGCCCGUCCCGGCGGCGACACCAUCUUCGGGAAGAUCAUCCGCAAGGAGAUUCCCGCCAACAUCAUCUAUGAGGACGAGCAGUGUCUUGCGUUCCAUGAUAUUUCACCCCAAGCUCCAACACAUUUCCUAGUGAUUCCUAAGAAGCCAAUUGUCAGGUUAUCUGAAGCAGAAGAUUCUGAUGAAUCUCUUCUUGGGCAUUUAAUGAUUGUUGGCAAGAAGUGCGCUGCAAACCUGGGCCUCACCAAUGGAUUUCGGAUGGUUGUGAAUGAAGGGCCUGAGGGAGGGCAGUCUGUCUAUCAUGUGCAUCUUCAUGUUCUCGGUGGUCGUCAGUUGGGCUGGCCUCCAGGCUAAGAUUUUUACACCACAAGAGUUAAUUGCAUGCAUAUGAAUUACCACCAAAUAGAUUUAAUUUGUUACCUAGACACUUUGUUAUCUAGACACUGUUAAUGUAUCUCUUUUUUUUUUCUGGAAUGUGUGUCUAUGAAAGGUAAUAAAUGCUCUGAACGAUGUUCGCACAAUAAAGGCGUAGCAUGUGGGAAUC